This is a messenger RNA of Protopterus annectens (West African lungfish), 19143 nucleotides long. It is a transcript of the gene TNS2, whose product is annotated as tensin 2. Gene Ontology annotation, biological process: peptidyl-tyrosine dephosphorylation. Bases 488 to 5869 code for a protein of 1793 amino acids. Lineage: Eukaryota; Metazoa; Chordata; Ceratodontiformes; Protopteridae. Gene Ontology annotation, molecular function: protein tyrosine phosphatase activity; protein binding. The record is from RefSeq and is a predicted model, not a curated record. The transcript has 29 exons.
UAUGAAAAGCAAACAUUUCCAACCAUCUGGAAUAUUCUUGAUAUAUUUUUAAAUGUUUAAAAUACAAAAAUGAAACUCAUUCUUCACACAGCUGAUGAUUUUCCAUGCAUUCUGGAUGAACUGUCACAGACCUCUGAGUUGUAUGAUAGAUAUGGAGACUGUUUCCUAAGCAGACCAAAGGAAGGUGAAGGUUAUUUAUUGCCAGGAAAAGCAGGUUUUGUAUAUCAGGAAGCUGACGCUCUUCCCUACCCCUUCCUAAUCUUCACACUGUAGUGAUUCUGGCAUUGUUCCUGUUUCCAUGUCCCAUUCCUGUGCUGCCCCUCUACUCCUGACCCUGCCGAUCAGCCUGCCUUACUUGCACUGCUUUGCUGUGAGCCUGACAGUCGCUUGCCUGUGGCUGUAGUUUAAACAAGAGUGAAACUUUGGACUUGGUACACUGGAGUGUCUUUGGAACUGCUACCAGCCUGGAUUGAGUAAACUGCAGGAAAUGAAGCCUAGAGGACAUGCAGAUGAGCAAGACAAGGCGAAAGAAAGAAAAAACAAAACACGAUCUUUACCACUUUUUGGCAGUAGUAAGCCUGUAAAAGUAGAGGCUCACAGCUUCAAGGAUAAAGUUUUUAAGAAGAAAAAGCAGUGCGUGGUGUGCAAACAACCCAUUGAUGCCCAAGGUAUCCAGUGUCGAGUGUGUAAAGCAGUAAGUCAUAAAAAAUGCGAAGUCAAGGUGCCCUCUUCCUGCCAGCCUCCACCCCCUCCUGACUUGCAAAGACGGGGCACAGCACCGACAGCUCAAAUCGAGCAUCUGGGGUCCACAAAAGUACUGAGCCGUUCCACGCAGAGGAGUACGCUACCACGGAGUUUCACCGUGGAUCACAUAAUGGAGCGUAACUAUGACUUCGAUCUAACUUACAUUACAGAAAGUAUAAUUUCUGUCUUCUUUCCGUCUACUUUGGAAGAACCGAGGUACCGCAGUAACCUGAAAGAAGUCUCCCAGAUGCUGAAAUCCAAACAUGAAGACAAAUACUUGCUUUUUAACUUGUCAGAAAAACGUCAUGAUAUUAGCAGACUAAACCCCAAGGUUCAUGACUUUGGCUGGCCAGAUUUUCAUGCCCCACCUCUGGACAAGAUCUGUUCCAUCUGCAAAGCCAUGGAAACCUGGCUGAAUUCUGAUCCCCAGCACGUAGUGGUUUUACAUUGCAAGGGAAACAAGGGAAAAACUGGAGUAAUCAUUGCAGCGUAUAUGCACUACAGCAAGAUUUCAGCUGGGGCUGACCAAGCUCUCAGUACACUGGCCAUGAGAAAAUUCUGCGAAGACAAAGUUUCUGCAUAUUUCCAGCCAUCUCAGAGCAGGUAUAUCUCAUAUUUUGGUGGACUGUUAUCAGGAGCAAUCAAAAUGAACAGUAGCCCUUUGUUUCUUCACCAUGUCUUAAUUCCAGUGAUUGCAAACUUUGAAUUUAAUGCAGGCUACCGCCCAUUCCUGAAGAUUUAUCAGUCAAUGCAGUUGGUCUACACCUCAGGAAUCUACAACACCCUGGGAUCUUCUGGCAGAAAACUGGUCAUCACAGUGGAGCCUGCAUUGUUGUUAAAAGGUGAUAUAAUGGUGAAGUGUUAUCAUAAGAAAUACCAGUGCCCAGAACGAGAUGUAGUUUUCCGACUUCAGUUUCAUACCUGCACAAUCCAUGAAACCCAUCUGUGGUUUGGGAAGGAUGAACUGGAUGAAGCCUGUAAGGAUCACAAAUUUCCAAUUGAUGCCAAGGUGGAGUUUAUGUUCUCAUCAGGCCCAGAAAAAGCUAAAGGGUGGGAGAGCUUGAGAAAUGAACCCAGCAUCUCUGUGGACUACAACACCUCAGAUCCCACAGUCCGAUGGGACUCCUACGAGAAUUUCAACCUGCAUCAUGAAGACAGCUUGGAAGAUGUGUUACAUACCCGUGGACCUUUGGAUGGAAGUCUUUAUGCUAAAGUCAAAAAGAAAAGAAGUCCUAGCUCUGUCAGUAGUAAUGGGAGUCCAGGUAGUCCUGUCACUGAUAAUGGUAGCCGAUUUCUUUCCAUCAGCAGUGAUUCGGGCCAUUCAUCUGCAAUGACUGAAAAGUUGGAUGAGAGUGUGCCACCUACAAAGCAUUCACCAACGCCAGCGGAGAAGGAAGAGCUUGACCGGUUAUUAGGAGGUUUUGGAUUAAAUUACAGACAGGAGCAACAGUCCAAGUCCAACAGAACAACCCCACAAGCCAACAGUACUGGUUCUAAUGAUCGAGAAACUGAUAUUCUCGAUGAUGAUCUGAUAGAAACCGAUGGCUCUGGGACACUGCCCUCAUUCUCUGGAAGGAGGCGGAACAUUACUCGCAAUUGCUCUUGCAGAGUGGAUUACAGAUCUCAAACCUGUAGAGACCCUGACUGUCAGUCUAGUCCUGAAAGGCUGGAAAAUGGGACUUUUUACAAUUCCGAUGCUGCACCAGACAGGCAGAGGCAAAUCUAUGACAGACCUACUCCGCACAUGAACAGUAUACCCCAUGAGGGGUUACAUUAUCACAUUUCAUACAACCAGAUGAAUAAUGUUCAUCACCAUGAAGGUAUGUUAGAGAAGCAAAGAGGUCAACAGCCCUGCUCUGAUGGUCAUCCUGUGCAUGGUCCUCCUGGCUUUAAAUAUCCAUACAGUCAAGAACUGCCCAAAAGCCCUACCCAAGGAUAUGGCUUUAGGGACCAAGAUGGAUUUGUCUAUAAAUCUCCAAACUACCGAGAAGUGAUGAUUGUAGAAGGCCAUCCACUGAGAAGCCUAGAAUCCAGCAUGAUCACUCCUUCUUGUCCAUGUCUCGACUGUCAAACAAAAAUAAAUCAUGAGGAAGUGGACCGUUCUACUGCUGCUGCUUUUUACAAUCUUAGGCUUGACAGGGAUGCAGCAGCCAUUCGUCCAGAGAUGUGGCACCAUGGUCAUGUUAAAGAACCAGUACACCAGUCCAUACGAAAUGGUCAGGCAUACCCUCCAGUGCCAUUGCUGAUGCCAUCGGGAUCAUACAACCAGUUCCAAAGAGGCCAUGAAAUGACUGCUUUUGAUUAUCACUCUGGCCACACAAACCUUCCUCCACACAUGAAGCAUGGAUACCCCACUAGUGUUCCACACUUGCCACAUGAACAGCUCCAUAAGGGCCUGGAAGAAGGUGGCGAUUUUGUGCAUGUUUCAAGAUAUGAUCCAAAAUACAGUCCUGGUUAUUCUCCUCCACCUCCACAUGCCUCAUACACUUAUGCUGCCACUCAGUAUCAACAGCCAUCAUUUUGUACUAAUCAUAACUGUGGCAGGUCUCAUAGUGGACCAUGCACAUCAGUAGAAACACGAACAUGUGCAUCUGCAUACCACCCUCCUCAAACAGGGUCUAAAUCACCAGUUAAUGUGGCCUCUCCAGUGAUAAAUAAAGCAAAUAGCUUUGAGACUCAAGACAGAGGGACACAUGAAGCAUUCCAUAACUUCCAUAACAGCCAGGAGCCAUCUGUCAUACAUUCCUCACCUGAAGUAACAAGCCCUAUGGAGUCUGUGACGUGGAGGGAGCAGAUUCCUGGAUCCCAAAGCAGUCUGCGCAGACACCAUCGAGAGGCUCGGGUCAUUUGUACUACCCCUUCUGACAUAUCUGGACCACCUACCCCAGUGCACACCAGUAGCCCUGUACAAAGUCAAGAAAGCCCUGAAACACCAGAAAGUGAAAAUAGAGUGACUGGCACACAAUUGCAGCCAGCUGAGAGUAACCAAGGAGGAAAUAUGCAUGCUAACUUACCAGUGAAUAGUGGGUUAACUGUACCUUCUCCAGGAAGAGAAGGGGAGGAGUCUACAGGUGGACCACAUAUUACAGCUACAGCCCAGUCACUCACCUUUGGAUCGCAAGAGAAGAUUACCUCCAUCUCAAGUGAGUUGCAUGGAUCACCACAGUCAUCUUCAUCCAGACCACAAGUAAAUGGUCAUCCCGGUAACUCUGUUUCACAACAAACUGCUGCUCAGAUGAGCCCUUCUAGAUUGCAAGACAGUUUUCCACAAACUCCAGCUGAACAGGAAGCAAGAGCCCACAUAACCUCAUCUGUAACACAUGAGAAUAUUCCGUUUGUCUCACCUGGGUCACAAAUAAAUCGUCAAGCAGUCACAACUUUGAACACUGGUGUCAACAUUUCUCCAUACUCUACUGAACGACCUAGAGACCUACCUAUUCAUCAACCAGGGCAUUCUGUGAUUACACAUGUCAAUGGAUUUGACUCUAAUUAUACCCAACAAAGUCCAGGCUCUCUGCAUCAUAUCCACUCACCAAGUUUUCAUAGCAGUCUACUGACGAAGCAAUCAAGUCUGAGGCCUUCUGCCCCAUGCAGUCCAUCAGCUGAAGAAAAAAGGAUGAUCUCGGGUCCUCCUCAAGAAUCUGGGUUAAAUGGACUCUCAGGCAUUGGUAGCCAGCUUGUUAGUCAUUCUGAUGUCAAUCAUCAUAUGCCUGUGACUUCAGUUGCCAGUCUUUCCUAUCCGCUUUCACAUGAAUGUUAUAGCCCCUCACUGUGUCAUGGGAGCCCACAUUUGCAAACCUACAGCUCGGAGACUUUUUCAGGCCAGAAUGUAACCAGCAGUUCAGGAACCUGGAGUCAAAAGCUCCAGGAAGGACGCCAGUUACCUCCUUGCUCUGUCAAUGCCUACAUGCAGUCACCAACGCAGUCUUCCCAGGGAAGCCCCUCAGACUUGCAGGGUUCUCCAACACCCUGUUUUCCAUUAUCAACAGCUUACUACAGUGGGAGGGAGAGCUCCUCACAACCUGAUUUAACUCCUCACUUUUUCAAUGAUGGACAUGAUCAAGGAAGCUUUCACUUUGCUCACCAGCCUCCACUUCCAGAGAAGCGCCGCCAUUCUGGACUCACUGAGAAGCCUGCACACUCUGCAGGAGGCCAUGAAAAGAGUUUAACUUUAGGCCGAACUCAAAGCACUUCCAGUCAUGUGACAUUUGCUCCAAUGGUUUCUGAUAUCCUGUCUAAUUCACUGGAUGGCCAGAAUGAUUACCAAGUAAAUGCCAAGUUUGUCCAGGACACUUCCAGAUUCUGGUACAAACCACACAUAUCAAGGGAACAAGCUAUUUCUGUAUUAAAAGAAAAAGAGCCAGGAUCAUUUCUGAUUCGAGACAGUAAUUCAUUCCAGGGAGCAUAUGGCCUUGCUCUAAAAGUAGAAACUCCUCCACAGAAUAUCAACACACAGUCUUUUAAAGGAGAUCCAAGCGAACAGCUUGUCAGACACUUCUUGAUUGAAACUGGACCUAAAGGGGUGAAACUUAAAGGGUGCCAGAAUGAACCACACUUUGGAAGUCUUUCAGCUCUGGUCUACCAGCAUUCAAUCACACCAAUAUCUCUACCAUGCAAACUCCUGAUUCCUAAGAAAGAUCCCCUGGAGGAAAAUCAGGAAGUUAGCAUUCCUAGCAACAUGAGCACAGCAGCAGAGUUGCUAAAACAAGGAGCAGCUUGCAAUGUUCUCUUCCUUAGCUCUGUAGAGACAGAAUCUCUGACUGGUCCACAGGCUAUUUCCAAGGCUUUGACAGAGACCCUUGGGAAGUCUCCACGACCCAGUGCCAUUCUUGUUCACUUUAAGGUUUCAGCGCAAGGCAUCACUCUGACUGACAACAUGAGAAAAAUGUUUUUUAGACGACAUUAUCCUGUAAACAAUGUAACAUUCUGCAGUGUGGAUCCCCAGGACAGAAGAUGGGCAAAUCCUGACGGGACUACAUCAAAGGUGUUUGGCUUUGUUGCAAAGAAACAGGGAAGCAGUUCAGAAAAUGUCUGCCACCUUUUUGCAGAAAUGGACCCUGAACAGCCAGCAUCUGCCAUUGUGAAUUUCAUCACCAAAGUCAUGCUUGGUUCACAUAGGAGGUGAGUUUGAAGAUGUUUUGUGGACAAUGGGGUUGCAAAGAAAGCGGAGGAUAUUAGUGAAUGGUACAACAGAACGGAAGCACUGGGGCUCUUCACUGCAACUCUUCUGAACUGAAGCCCUUCCUUCUUAGGAUUUGGGAUGUACUGUAACCAAGUGAGUUGGCCUUACAGCUAUGCUAGGCAUGCUGAGGAGAGUAGAAGGCUGUACAUCCUACUUGGCUGCAGGUCCAUUGUGCGAACUGGAGUUUUUGUAUUUGUUGUAGAAAAGGAACACACCAAAGGAAAUUCACUUUUUGUGAAUCUGAUCACAAGUGCUGCUCGUGUGGAUUUAUCCUAAUAUCACUGAAUAGUUUCCAAGUCGUGGUAGCAGUACUAUUACAAGACUUUAGAAACUGUGCCAUUUUUUAUUGCCAGGCUUGCCAUGACAUUUAGAACUUUAUAAAAGCAGGGAACUAACCUUACUUGGCAUCUCAACCUAAUGGAUUUCACUGCUUGGCAGAAUUAAAAAAAACAUUUAUUUUGCCUACCAUUAUUUGAAUGAUAUAUAUAUAUAUAAUGAUAUAUGUAUAGAAAGUGUUGUUUAUCCUCCACAUCUACCAUGUAUGUAUCAUUCUGUUUCUGGUAUGGUCACUAGUAGAAGAUGUCCAAGUGAGUGGCUCAUUGGAAUGCAGAAUUAUGAAGGGGUCACAAACUCUGAAAGUCUGGUUCAUAGAGCCUUCAGAUGUAGAACCUUGCAAUAAUUCUGAAUGUUUUGUCUGUUUGUGUAUAUACAUAUAUAUAGUGUAAGGUAUGUUUCUGUAUAUAUAUAUUGUAAUAUACUUACAAGGUAUGUGUCUGUAUGCAUGUGUACAGUGUGUGUUUUGAAAAUGUGCAUAAUUUUCACAGCAGCAUAUACAAAUGCUUUAAAAUCUGUUUGGUUAUGAAAAUUCACUGAGUCUGUUUUUAUAAUAUGGUGAAGACAGGACAACAUUCUUCAUAAAGAUAUUGUCAAAGCACUACAUAACUACUUGUAUUUUAUGCCAAGUAACACUCUUGUUCAUACAUCAGAGUAUAUUCAGUGCUUGCUUUGAAAGAACCUUUAUGUACUGUGAUUUGGUAACUUAGCUUUCCACAAUGCUCCUUCUUACAGAGAAAUAUUUUCAUAUAUUGCCUGCUAAGUCUUCCAUGAUGGCAACCAUUUAUCGUGUAGCCUCAUUCUGUUACUCCACUUAAGCCAAAGACCUGAAGUUACAUGGAACUACAGUUACCAAUAAUGUUUUAAAACAAUGCAGCAGCAUUUGUAAGAAAUACAUCUGGAAAUUAUUUUAGUGUUAGUGUACAUACAUAGUAACAUACCUCCAGGAUUUUUGCCUCUGUUUUUUUACUCCCUGUUGUUUACACACCAUAUCACCUUCCCUUCCUAUAGCUUCAUGCACCACAGUAGGGGCUGUCAAUCAAGCAGCUGUCAGGGAAUUUCUGCUUUAGCUGAGAACUCACUCCUCACAGCAGCAUUUACAGGGUAGGACUACUGUUGGCCCAUGUACACUUUCGUGUAUGUACCUGUCUACGGCACCAAUGCUGCAUUGAGGAUGAACUUUCUUGUUCCUUUGUGUUGCUUGCUCGUACCUUCAGCCUCUGCUGGUUGCAGAUGUGCAGUGGACUGGAAUGACUGUGUCCCUCCAAUAUGGGUCUCUUCUGGGUGGCAGAUGUGCAGAAGACUAGAAUGACUCUGUCCCUCCAGGAUGGGCUUCUGCUGGGUAGCAGAUGUGCAAUGGGCUGGAGUGACUGUGUCCCUCCAGGAUGGGUGAGUCGGCAUAAGCCACCCAUGCCCACUUUCUGUGGUCAGCUCUACCAGUGCCUGAUUACCAAUCAUUUCCAGAAUGGGUUACAGGGCAUGCUUUGUCCAUAUCUGAUACAGAGUUGGACAGGCACUUUCAGAAUUUAGAAGUUGUGCUGAGGAUCUCAUGUCAUGUAUUACAUUAAUAGGUAUCUGACAUUACUGUGUCUAACUUAGUGUUUCAAUACCUGAGCAUUUUCUCAUUGGAAGAUGUAGCUUGCAAAAACCAUCUCAGUGAGUUAAGAGUGUAAUAAGAAGCUUAAACCAUGGAUUGCAGUUCCCCAGACCCCCAGUACGCAUAUAUGCAUACAUCAUUCUGUGCAGUCUAGCUCUGGCUGUGGAUGUGAGACAGCAUUUCACUGUGGUAGGGCUGUUCAAAUCUACUUGUUCAUACAGGAUGACUGUCAUGCCAUAAUGAGUUGGAAUUGUUUCGACCAAGAAGCCACACAAGUUUUGCUGUGCAUUUCCAGUACUAUGGACUGUUUAAAAGAUACAGGUCAAGUUUAUUGCAUUGAAUUUCCCUUGUCAAGAAGCAGAUGCUGUUAACUGCAGCAAAUCCUUCCUUUUCUGCCAAAGUGAAAGCAUCAGUAUCCUGUACUCUGUCAUGUCCAUCAGUCACUGAUUCAGUUAAGGUCCCAGACUUUCUGUAUGGUGGUUGAGCCGAGUCAUGUCUUGUGAAGAAUAUCUUUAUGCUACCCUGUGAUACAAGUACAUCAAUCAUUUUGGAGGAGACAGAUUUUCCUUGGACAAGACAGUUACGUCUGCACAAUAACUUACACCCUGUCAGUCUGGAUUAGCUGAGUAGUUUUAAGGUUGCAGAUAUUGCCAGGUGAAUUUUAAGUGCCUUAGAGCAUUAAUGUUGUUGACUUUGCUAAAUAGAUGCUUGCAGCCCUUAAAGGUUACCUGUGGCUCCCUUAGCUAUCCCAGAUGGUUUAGUUUACAGUGCUUUCUUUUUAAAGUUACACUUUUUAAUGCAUUACCAUUCCUUUAAGUAAAAUGUUUGGGGUUUCUACAUGAUUUGAUGAAUGUGACGGUAUAAAAAAUAAUUAGCAGCACCAUCCAUGCCUUGAGGAUGUUAAAGAGCUGUGAGGGAGUCUUGUUUGUUGCUUUAUGUCAUUUAGGUGGUCUCAACCAAUAAAAUACUUCAUUGUUAAGAAGUACUCUAGGGUUUCCUUAAGUUGUUGAAUAUAAUUUUUAAUGAAAUAGGACUUAAGUUUUCAGGAAACGUGCUUAUGAGGAUUUGACCACUAAAAUACAGCCAGAAUAGAUGUAAAUAGCUUCUACCUGAUUUUUCUACCACAUGGAUCAGCAUGUGGUUAGCGUUCGGGAACUUUUCACUUGUCAAAGUGUACGUAGUCUGAAAUAUUUACACUGAAAAGUGGAAACACUAUAAUACAAGGAAUUAUCUUGGCAGUAUGAACAUUGGCUCUAGAUAAUUGUCACUGUUUGAUGUGACAUCCCAACCCCAUGCGCAAAAGUAGGAAAAGGGGUUAUUGAUGGGUGGACGGAUUAAAGCAAACUGGCUUAGCUAUAUGAAGUUAUUUAAAACUGAUGGUACUCUGUUGAGAGCAUUUUAAAAAGAUGCUGCAUUACCAGUCUCACUGCCUAGUUCUUCACACAUACUCUUAAAUGGCACAGUCUGUAGAAUAAUAUAGAUGAUAAUCUGACUGUUUCUUUCUUCUGAAAAUUAACUGGAGCAGUACUGUUGUUGAUUUGUGAUUUUGUCUGUCAUCUUUUGUGCUAAGGCUGAACUGUGUAUGACUGCAGUAACUUUAGUUCUGCAGUCAUUGUAUUGCUAAAUUUGCCCUUUGUCUCCAACAUGAAGCAACUUCAAAGAUGGUUAUGAAAAGUGGGAAGCACAGAGGCACAGUUCCAUACAAAAUAGUCUGAGGAGAAAAAGUCUCCUAAGUAGAGUACAGCUUUGCCUUAAUUAUAUUUCUUCAGAACUUGCCAUUUUGCUGAUUCUGUGAUGAAUGCUGAUUUUUUUGACUGAAGACACUUUUGGACAGUUGGCAAAGGACCAAAAUAAAAAAGUAUCACAAUUUUUUGGACUUGGGAACAUUUUCAACAAGAUGUAGUUGGUACUGGUUCAUCUAUCAAUUUGCUGGGAUCUUAGUCGAUAAGAACUCAACUCAAUGAGUUCAACUGAUCAGGAACUCAACCCAAUGAAAAUUUUAAAAGCAAGCCUUUUUGUGGCUGACCCCCUCUCCCAAAUUUAUAAAAAAAAAAUUCCACACACAAAAAAAGCAAAGAAAGAAAAAAAAAAUUGGAAAACAAAACUAAUUACUACUGGCAUAUGCUUAGUAAGAACACUGAACUGACACUGAUUUGAAGUGGAAAACAGUAAUACGGGAGUUCAGUAUUCGGAUUUGAACUCUGUGAGUUCAGUCCCCAUCAAGAUGGUACUCAAGAAGUUGAAGAGAAGCAUGUGUGUUGUAAUGCAGUAUGAAAGCAAAAUGUUACAUAGCAGAACUGAAGUUUUUGCGAGGUUUUUCAAAAUGUGGACUAAGAAUGUAGGUGAUUUUGAAGCUAAAAAAAACUCCCACGUAGUUCCUAAUGUAAAGGAUGAAGCAGAUGAAAAAAACUAUAACAUUACUAAAUUCUAGAAUGGAGAAACAGAUGCAGUGGUCAAGUUUUUAAUGAGACAUCACAGGUUGAAAAAGAAUGUCCUUGCCGGUUUAUGACAUCAGGGGUUAAAUGAACGAAACUAGGUGUUGUACAAUGGCAGCGCACUUCAUGGAUUAGAGUUUGGAAAAAAAUGGAAACGUACCAGGAAGAUGGGUCGGAUGAGAGGAGGUCCUAUGAAAAGUUUUGUAAGAUGUGAAUGUGUUUAAUAUUCAUCAGACGUCUCAGUGAGAGGACGUUUGUCAUAUUUAUAAACACAGAAUGGGACAGAUUGUAAGGGUAGCUACAUAACUGGAUCAACAAAUUGACCAGCACAGUGGGGCACUUCUUACUACUCCUUAUGAUUAUGCAGGACAGUCCAUAGUGUAAAGGGCUUUUUCACCUUAUCAAAGAAACUUCUACUGAGUUUCUUUUAUGUGACUGCAUAUGUAUAUUAAUUUGUAUGUUCAUGCUGUUCUGUAAUGUUUAGAAGAACACUAGAAGAUACUUUUAUCUGCUAAAAUGUCAUGACAUUUGACUCGUAACAGUUGCUCAAAUCAGAAUUAUUCUAGGAAAACUGUGACAGGUGAUAGGAUUCUUCCUUUUUGAUUUGUGAGAUGUCCAAAGAGUACAUAAUAAUAAUAAUAGUCCUUUCCAAACCUUCUACAUUCUGGAAUGGAUAUUAUUAACUGUUUGGGGGGGGGGGUGCCUCCUACAGUGAAUAUGAAUGUGCAAAGAGUGGGAGGAAUGUUACUUUUUAGUAUUUUCUGUUCUCAAGAAAGUGAUAUUAAACUAUUUGUGAUAGGGAAAAACUGCUUCACUGUUUAUAUGUAAAGUAUUAUUAUGAAAGAAAACUAUGAUCCUGUUGAGCUCAUCCUAGUAUCAAAACAUAUUUCAUUAUGUAUUUUUUAUGAAACACAUUUACAGAAGAAACAAAUUAUGCAUUUAUGUUAGUUUGGCGAUUUGUAUCUUUUUUAUAUUAGACUUGCAGUUCUUUAUGUAGCAUUAAUUCUGGAUGUUUUUUGGCUGAAUGAGUACUUGUUCGAUGAAACACUAGAAUUGGUGUGGAGGUGUGUGAAUGUCUCCCCUGCAAUGUGGUUAGUAGCACUAAAGCAGGCAGAGGGGUGUAUCAAUUUCUUAACGUGCACAGAAAUGAGUAAUGCCAGAGCUACUUAUCUGAGUGUCUAAUUUGCAGAAUGAUGUAAAAUGCCAAUGAUAAAAUGAAAACGGCACAGUGCUAAUUAGGUAACUUGCAAACAGAUAUGUAGAACUAAUGCAGACAUGGGACGUGGGGGGGGGGGGUAGUUGCCUUGGCUUGUGAUGUACGAUUCUAAAGUUGGUGUGCAAUUGUGCAAGUGUUUUACUUGCAGACGAGGUAACACUGAGUCUGCCAUGGGAUGGGACAAGACCCUGUCUUUAACUGAGGCAUGCACUGCUAAAACUACUAAAUCUAGAAUGUGGCUAGGCAUUUUAUUUGCAAGGACAUGCAACACUAAAGCUAAAUGGGGAUCAGAAAGCAGUUAACAUAAGACAUGGAAGCUCUCAAAGUGGGCGUAAUUCUAAUUAAUAGCAUGGCAUGGCAUGCCAUGUUAUACUGAGUGGAUUCACAAGGAAUGUAAAUGUAGAAAAAUGUGACCACAACAGAUAAACCUAGAUGGCUGAAACCAAAUUACAAGAGGUAAAAGAAGUAAAGCAUAUGUAUGAGACUAGGAUGUUUUUAAAUCACUUUUCUGCAGACAGGAAGGAUAUUUAUAAUUAGAGGUGAACUUUUCAAUAGAUUUUAACUUGUACUCAAGAUGGUAAGAAAAAGGGAAUUUAUAUAUAUAUAUAUAUAUAUAUAUAUAAUGUGUGUGUGUGUAGAUCUAUAUUUAUCUAUAUAUAUAUAUAUAUAUGUGUGAGUACACACACACACACACACACACACACAUUUUUUUUUCCUAUUGCCUUCCUGCAGUCAGGUUUCUGUACACCAGUUUCAAGAGGGACCUGGCAUCAAGCAGAAGUCAGGGUUUUCUAGCUUAGGUCCCACAACUACUGCCCCUAUGGCUGCUUUUCCACCUAGAUUGGUAACAAUAUCAAGCCCAUUUGAACGCGCAUGCACUUAGUCUCACAUGACACCCCAGCUACAACACAAAUUAGUGACCUCUGCACAACAAUAUGACCCAGUGCACAACUGGUGCAGUAUUACAAAAUGACCCAUUGCACAACUGGUGCAGUGUUCAUCAUCUCCAUAAGGAACAAGCACUGUAAUGGGAUCCCAGUGCACAAGUGGUGCAGUGUUCAUCGUCUCCAUAAGGAACAAGCACUGUAAUGGGAUCCCAGUGCACAACUGGUGCAGUGUUCAUCGUCUCCAUAAGGAACAAGCACUGUAAUGGGAUCCCAGUGCACAACUGGUGCAGUGUUCAUCAUCUCCAUAAGGAACAAGCACUGUAAUGGGAUCCCAGUGCACAACUGGUGCAGUGUUCAUCGUCUCCAUAAGGUAUAAGCACUGUAAUGGGAUAAGCAGCAUUUAUUUCUCCAGAGAAAACAAGCAGGCAUUAAGCAGCUCACUGCCAUUCUGUUUGGAUGGCUUGUGAAGCACCUGGAUUGCUGACUGAUCCCAGAUCCUCUGGGGUACUAUCAAGGUGUCAUCCUUUUGUGCACAAAACUGGCACUGUUAACAGUUAAAGAUGUAGUGCAUGCAUACUGGAUGUAGUUUGUAAGAAGAUACAUAUCCAGAUAGGACAAUGAAGCUGUAUGUCCAUUUUUCUGAAAAUAAAAAUAAAUAAGGUUUUAGGAUGGAGCAGCACCCAGUGGUGGUAGAGUACAGAGCAGGAAUGUGCUGCUUUCAUGCUGAUCAGGCAUGCUUACAGAAUGCAAUGGUCUUGUGGUACAGUUUAACAGACAGUUUGGAAAUGAAACCACAAAUGAAGCGUUCGGAUCUUCAAAGAAACAAUCUUCAAAGAAACAAUAUGGAAUUGCAGUUAAGCCAGUCAGUGCUGCUUGCAGAAAUUUGCUUGAAUCUCAUCAGCUCCCGGGUGCAUGAUGUGUCACCCUCACAGAGUUAUUUAAUCUCUUACAGUCCUUCUUAUAAGAAAAAUGACUCUGCUGAGGUCCAUCAACAAACUAAGAUAUAUAUGUGUACCUGUGCAUACAGAGAUCCUUGUGUGUUUCAUCACUGAAGAGUCUCAUACAAAAGAACAGUCAUGAUUUAGCUGCAUUGCUGGUGCAGACGGUUAACAGAAAUAGAGUGGUGUAUUGGGAGGUCUGGGUUCAUGUCCAAGCCAAACCCUUAGGCUGGAAUUCACAGAUGCCAUCUGUGUGCUAAUACUUGAAUUCAUUGUGCAAGCUGAAUUAAUUCUCCUUAGAUAUGUAUUAGCAUUAUCUGAAGAUCACCACCAUCUUGGAUGUGGCUAUUGCAGUGGUUAAUUCUCCUUGUGCUAUAUGUCUGUGAGUCGCAGCCUUAGUUUUUCUUGUAGUUGGAAAUUUCAUGAUCCAUACCUUACCUUGCACUGUUUUGAUUGUGACAGUGUCAUUGAAACAGGACAGAAACAUUUUUUUUCAAUCAACAUAUCUUUUGCAUGUUUCUGACAGUAUACCUUUUCAGUACUGCUAAAAAAUGUCCUGAAACAGGCUUAAGUAAAAAAAUAGGUAACCAUAUGUUCUUAAAUAAAAUAUCUAACAAAAUAUUUAACUAUAAACUAUGAUAAAUAUGCCAAUCCAAAAAGUAAAUACACUCUAGCACUUUUCAUUCUAGAAUAUGUUUUAAAAAGUUAAUACCAGUAUGUGCAUGGCAUGGCAUAAGCUUGGCUGCGCGCAUGAACUUAGUAAAGGUAAGUAUAUUUCCCAAAUAGACUUGAUGACUUGCCCAAAUUAAAAAAAAAAAAAAAAAAAACAGGUUCAAUUCCUUUAUGCAUAGCACAAAAUAUAAAAUAUGUUAGGAAACUUUCAAAUAUGAAAGUAGCAAUUACAACAUUAUUUACAAUAACAAAGAAGAUCAUAAUCUCAAAUUAAUGUUAAUAAUUGGAACAGCUUGAAAACAGAAACAUAUUCUUAUGUUGUUCAAUCUAAUCUGAAUAUCAGAACAGAGGAAAUGUCACAAACCAUUUUUAUCAUAUUUCAGAUAACGGGUUCAGUAAUUAGAUGCUAUGUAGUGAAAUGCUAGAGUCAGAGGUAAAAAUCACUUUGUAUAAAUUGACAGAAGCUAUAAAUAUGCUGUAGCCUAUUAAACUAUGUGAGACGUUGAAAAUGCUUAGAAAAAAAUUCCAACAUUAUUGAAAGACUUUUUUUUUUCCUUAAAUAUGUGUUUUGUCACUGAAUGCAACAUAUCUGAUGUAGAGGCAGUAGAACUGCAGUUACUUAUGUCUGUGAUUUGUUUAGUUAAAAUUCAGCAGGAACUUUACAAGUCAGUUGUAGUCACUUUUUAACAUUGUGUAUGAAUGUACAUAUCUGUUGCAUUCAUCAGAAUAGACACAGGAUGACAGGUGACCGCUCAGGGUACGGGUUCAACAACAGAAUGACUGUCUUGCAGACUAUAAAACUUUCAGCAUACUCUGGCCCAAACAGUUAAGUUUCUUUUCUUCCAGGCUUUCUUGUUUAAUGACCUUACGACACAGAAAUGCAUUUUUAACUGUUUUAGUCAGGUGAUGCUGUCAUCCACAGCCAAGCUGGAGUGACACAGCUGAAGUAAUGUGACCAAGCCUAUAUUUUACUGAACAAGCAAUACAAAAAAAAUAGUGUACAUUUCAGUGCAUCCCCUCCAUCCAAUCAACAUAUGAAAGAUGGCAGGCUUCCAGAUUUGUUUCUUUGUGAGAAUUGCUGUAUUUGUUUUCUGCAAUGAAGAAGAUGUUGAUAUUAGCAUCUGUCUUACAAAUUGUAUUGUAAACCUGAGGGAGCUCUGAACCUAAGAAAACGAGUGCCCAGUGUGAAAGCAGAGAUUGUACCUUUGCUAACACAAUUAACUGCAGUGGAAGCUCGAUUUUCAUGCAGUAGAUGGACAUCAUUUUUCAUCAUAUUGCUGGUUUAUAAACAAAUGGACUUGUUGACUUCAGUAAUGAAAAAUCUGAGCAGAGGAAACUUCUCAGGGCUGUUAGCUCUGUCUGAAAGCAUUGUAGAAAUACAUUUUUAUACUGCUAUGUGCUUUAAUAAAAAAACAGUAGGUGUAUCUGUAUAGGCUUAAAUGUCUAUUUUGUCUAAUGGGAAAUUUAUAUAAGCUUUAGUCAAGAGACGUAUAAUAUAUAUGUAUAUCUAUUCUGUUGUAUUUGCCUUUGUAUGUUUUUAAUAUAUUUUUCUUGUGCUGUCACAGGAAAAAACUGAAGGAUACUUUUUUGGAAAAGAAAUAUAUAUUUUCUAUGUUUUUUUCAUUAAAAUGUAUGCCAAAAAGAAGUUUGUUAAUAUAAGUGUAUAGUAUGAAUGUGUUUUAUUUUGGAAAUGGUGUACUUGUAACUCUGGGAUUAUUGAAUUUAGGUGUGUGGUUCUGGUCAGUCUCUCCACAGAUACAAAUGAUCCCAAUGAGGUGUUUUUUCUUUAAGUACCUUUUAUGGCACAAUUAGAAAUAAAAAUGAUCAAACAGGAUUCUCUCACUUAAUAUUUGACAAUUUCCUGUUUCUUGCUGGUCUAAAUACAAAUGAAAAGGAAACAUUUGCAAAUGUGUCCUAGGGGUGGCUGUUUAAUCCUUUUCCAUUUCCUGUUCUGAUCAUUUCUGGCUCUGUGGUCCAAUGCGACACUUUUUGAUGCAUGAGUAAACAAUAUAGGAUUCAUUUUGUUUAUAGGAUAUGUUUGUGUAUGUUAGUUAUUUUGCAUUCAUGCAGCUACACCCCUCUCCCUCUCUGUACAUACAUACAUACACACACACACACACACAGUUUCAUUCAUCAUCAUAUUUGUUUUCGUUGCAUAGCUUUGUUCAGAUGCGCUGCAAAUGUGUAUGUGCAUACAGUACAUAUAAAUGUAUUUCAAGUAUAUACAAAAUAUUGUAUCCAGAGCCACAUAUGUAGGCACUUGAUUGUAUGUACACACAUGUACAAGAACACAUACACAUGCAUGUUUAUGCAUUUAAGAAAAGAGAUAUAUGUAUGGCAAUGUGUGUGUUAAAUAAAGUCCUCCUCUGGACAAAUAUGACAAUUCCUUACUGUCUAGGGCACGGUCUACUAAUUUUCUUAACAUCUGUUUUAACACAUUGGUGUUGAAUAUUAGCUGUUUGAGCUGAUUGAAUGACAACUAUUGCUACUCACUUGCCCACAGGUGAAACUUCAUCACUUGUGCUGGCUGGUGCCAGUGUUGCACAGGUUUACUACCUGGACUGUGUACAGUUUAUAUACAGAUGUAGUCAGCACUGUCAUAUACAACGGGCAGAGAAUAUUGGUUGUGUGUAAAUCCCAUGUCCGGAUCAGUGCAUUAGCUCCAUUUUGUGUGUUAGCUCUGAAUGGUCCUAGUGAAUACACUGAUCACUGCAUCACAGUUACAAAUGACAGAAUGAUAAUUGCAGGAAAAAGGGGGUCAAAUGGGGACUAAAUAGGUAUGAAAGGUAGAAUAAAAAAUUAAAAUGCACACAUUUAAAUUAGUGUCUUCAGGUAUCCAUUUUGCAAGCUGUUGAGGAUUUAAAUUGGCCAUACCCAUGUAUCAUCUGCUUGUUGAUGUGAUGGAUGCUGUCAGAUUUGAUGUCAUGCUUAGUCUGAUUUUAUAUAAACCCAGAUAUGGUAAGAAGCAACAUCCCAUGCUACCAGUAUGCUGAGUAAUGCAUUGCCAGUCUGUAGUAAAGAAUAUUUUGCAAGAUUGUUUUGCAAUUGCUUAUCAUUAGACAAAUGCAUUUAUGUACAAAGCUUUGCCAAGUCAGUUUCACAUGUAUAAGUUUUCUCACUAUAAUAUGAGAUGCAUCUAGUCUGAUUAUUUUUUUUUAAACAUACAUCCAACAGGCAAUGCAGAGUGUAAUCUUAUACAGCUUGCCAAGUCCCUCUUCCACUAAAUGUUUGCUUUUGCCCAUUAUUUCCACAUACUGCCAUCCUUAUCUGAGUUUUCUGUUCAAAAAAUAAUUUGUCCAUGUACCAACACAUGGCUAACUUACUUUUUUCCCCCAGCAGGCAAGACCGUCUUGGGCUCUGCUUCUGGGUUGGCUAUCCCUUCAACAGUUCACUUUGUAAAUCAAGUGGCAAGAUCAGAAGGCCAGCAAGACAAUGCAGAAUAAUAUGUUAUCACAAGUGCAGCAGCCACUUCAUUUAGAGUUUCUGUUUAUUUAAGCGUUUUUAACAUAUCCACAUGUCACUUACUCUUGGGAUUGCUUCACAGCAAGUCUUGUCACUGUACUCAGAACUAACUGAUGUGAAGUAAACUGCAAUUCCUGCACAUAAAUCUGAACACGUGUUCCUUCACAAUGGCUUAUUGAACCUAUUUAUUUUAGUUUUAGCAACCAGCUGUGUUUUUGGUAGCAAGCCAUUUCAGGGCUCCACUGAGAAUUCACAGCCAUUAGCGUAUGUCUGCCCUUCUACCACAGUUGCCGUAAAUGAAAACUGUGACCUGCAUCUCUGUAGGUGUGCUAGAACUGCCUCCAACCUCCUUUUUAGCCAAGUUUUUUCAUUCACAUCCAUUGUGUCAUCCCGUAAUGCAUGCCAUGUAAUGGCUCAUUUGUACUUGGGUAUAUCUUGUGGUAGAUCACACCACUUCUUUUAUAGUAUUGAAUAAGGAUAACUUCUGAAUGACGGAGAGUAGCUACAGUACCUUGCCAUCACCAAAUAUACCAGCAAUGCCCAGAGCACUUCUUUUCCAGCCUUCACUGUAGUACCCCAGUUGGGUGCCACUGGCUUUCAAACAACUACCGUAUUUCAUUAUCCAUGGAGCCACUUUGCAUCUGCAUAUUGUGUGUUUUAAAACAACACAGCUCAUUUUCAACAGAAAAAAAAUGUAUGUUUCACUGUAUGGCUGAUUAUCAGUAUUACCAUUGUUUUGCUAUUCUGCAGCUAGAUAUGUUAGUGUUGCUGUAACAUAGUAACUGCACUAUUUUACACACCGCACUUUGCACUUUUAAUGUUUUAAAUAAUGGAAAAGAUUUAGCCACAGACCUCUGAUCCCAGAAUUACAAGAAUUAACAUUGUUGCCACUGCCCUGUUUCUGAACAUGUAAUGGGAAACUGCACACUGUAUAUUUUAGGAAAGAACAUGAGAAAGGUGGUGCUCUGCUGUGUUUUUUGGUACUCUGAUGGUCUGACAAGUUGGGGUUGAUGCAUUUGUAUACCCGCUAACUGUUCUGAUUACAGCAUUCACCAUCAGCCAUAAAAAUACAAGUCAGAUCAGUUAGAAGAAAAAAAUAAUCUGAAAAAAAUCUUUUUUUUUCUCAUUUCUCAGAAUACGACAGCCAGUUCUUUGUGAGAGUUAACUGCUUAUUUUGCCAUAUUGGUAGUGAAAUAACAAGCUUUUUUAACAGAUUCUAAUAACUUUCUGUGGAGUUUUCUGAUCUGGUCUUUGCUUUUGCAUAUGCCCACCUAUACAUAUAUAGAUAGAAACAAUUGCGUUUAGCAGACAUUAAAUGAUAUUUUUUCCAAAGUCUAGUAUUAUCUUGGUGUCCCAUUACAGAGCGCUAAUAUAUGAAUUCUGUUUCACAAACAUGGAAUAGUGGUGACUAUGGUGUACUUGAUUACAUUUUUAAUUCCUAUAACAUUCUUUCUUUUCUUAUUCCAUUAUGCAAAAAAUACUGUGUGCAUAUAGACAGAAGUUUUUCAAAAUAUUGCUACAGUCGUGGUGGUGUUUGUAUCACAUGUUGGAAGGAAAGACGUUUCAAUGAAUGAUGGUUGUAUUUCUGGAAUUUGUUCAUUGUUCUUUUUAUGGAGUUUAUCAUGUAUUCUUCAUUGUAUUAUAAGAAUAUAUUAAUAAAACAAUUUAUUAAAUUCA